This is a messenger RNA of Saxophila tyrrhenica, 1569 nucleotides long. RefSeq lists its product as uncharacterized. Gene Ontology annotation, molecular function: transmembrane transporter activity. NCBI's taxonomy places the organism in Eukaryota, Fungi, Ascomycota, Dothideomycetes, Mycosphaerellales, Extremaceae. The coding region runs from base 1 to 1569 and encodes 522 amino acids. Gene Ontology annotation, cellular component: membrane. The record is from RefSeq and is a predicted model, not a curated record. The transcript has 8 exons. Gene Ontology annotation, biological process: transmembrane transport.
AUGGAAAAACCGCUGUCAACCACGAACGCCCCGACGGUCGUCGAACUCAUCUCCCAUGGCGAGGCUGUUGUCACGGACAAGGUCGGCACAGAAGCCGACAUUCACGAUAUGUUACGCAUGGGCAAGGUGCAGCAAAUGCAGCGCAUCUUUAACCUCUUUCCCAUGGUUUCCUUCAGCAUCAUCCUCAUGGCUUCGUGGGAAAUCGCUCUCGGCGCAUCCGUCAUUUCGAUUUUCAAUGGCGGUGUUGCUGGGACUCUUUACAUCUACAUCGUCUGUUGGAUCGGCUUUCUUGCGGUGUAUAGCAGUAUGGCCGAGAUGGGUGAGCAGCAGGGCACCGACUUCUGGAGGUCAAUACCACUGGGUAUACCCAACUGCCACGAAAUGCCGGCCUCGAACCAUGCUAAGACGAAACAGGUGUCUGAGUUUGCUCCGCAGCAAUAUCAAAAGAUUCUCAGCUACUUUGUGGGAUGGCUUAGCACACUGGGGUGGCAGAUUGCUGUCAUUUCCACAGCAUUUCAAGCGGGAGUGCAGAUCCAGGGGCUGCUCGUCCUCAACUACCCCGACUACGUCUUCGAACGAUGGCACGGCACCUUACUCGUCAUUGCUGUGGUCUCUUUCGGAUGCCUGUUUAAUGUCUUCCUGGCAAAGCAACUGCCAUUCAUGGAGGUCCUGUUCCUGAUCUUCCAUAUUUGCGGCUUCUUUUGUGUGCUGAUACCGCUGCUUGUGCUGGGGAAGAAGUCACCAUCUAAGGAAGUCUGGACUAUGUUUUUUGAUGGGGGCUGGGACAAUCAGGGCGUCUCCACUCUCGUCGGGAUACUUUUCGGUGUCAUUCCUCUGCUCGGGGCAGACGCAGCGGCACAUAUGGCCGAAGAGCUCACGGAUGCAAGCUAUACACUGCCGCGAGCCAUGAUGUACUCGACACUCGCCAACGGAGGAUUGGGUCUCGCCAUGAUGAUCGCGUACUGCUACGUUGUUGGCGAUUUCUUGAAAGGUACACUGGCCUAUUCGACACCCACAGGCUUCGGCUAUAUUCAGGUAUUCUUCAACGUGACAGGAUCGCAUGCAGGCGCUAGUGCUAUGUGCGCGGUGGUGAUCAUCGUGAUCAUCUUCUGUUCCACGACCAUGAUGGCGACGACCUCGCGGCAACUCUUCGCCUUCGCUCGAGACCGAGGAAUGCCGUUCUCGAGUUGGCUUGCACACGUGAACCCUCGCUUCCAACUCCCCAUCAAUGCGAUCGUCUUCUCGUUCUUCUUUUCCGCGCUGCUGUCCUUGAUCAAUAUUGGCAGCACUGUUGCCUUCAAUAUCAUCAACUCCGUCGGCACAGUAGCCCUCAUGCUGUCCUACAUGAUCUGCAUAUCAUGCUUGCUCUGGCGGAAAUUGACCAAGCAGCCGCUUCUUCCGUCAAAGUAUCCUCCAGGACAAGGCUGGUUUGGCAUCGCGACGAACGUCUUCGCCUUAUGCUUCCUGCCUAUCGUAUUCAUCUUCAGCUUCUUCCCGCCGUAUCCGGAGCCGGCUCUCACGCUGCCAUGGAUGAACUUUGCCGUGGUGAUCUUUGGGAAUAUUGGCUGA